Gossypium raimondii (Peruvian cotton) is the source of this 648-nucleotide messenger RNA. RefSeq names its product protein RADIALIS-like 3. Gene Ontology annotation, molecular function: DNA-binding transcription factor activity. Lineage: Eukaryota; Viridiplantae; Streptophyta; Magnoliopsida; Malvales; Malvaceae. The coding region runs from base 103 to 384 and encodes 93 amino acids. The transcript is spliced from 2 exons. The record is from RefSeq and is a predicted model, not a curated record.
AUUGACAGUUUCCUCAUACACAACCUUCCUACAGUUCUUUCUCCACUUUCUUGUGCCUUCGUUGACCCUUGUGGUUAUCGUUGCAUAGUUUCUGCAACUGCAAUGGCCUCAGGUUCGAGCUGGACACCAAAGCAAAACAAGUUGUUCGAGAAUGCUUUAGUUAUCUACGACAAAGAUACCCCAGACCGCUGGCACAAUCUAGCCAGGGCAGUUGGAGGGAAAACCGUGGAGGAAGUGAAGCUACAUUACCAGAACCUUGUCGAAGACAUCCAACAGAUUGAGUCUGGCCAAGUGCCCUUACCUCCUUACAAGAAAGCUGGAGGGAACAAAGGAUACAAUUUCAUGGAUGGAGAACAAAGGAUGAAGAAUCUGAGGCUUCAGUGAAAUAUGAGCAGAAACCGGUAGAAACAAAGGCCUUAGCCUUUAAUAAAGCAAAUGCAGCCAGUUGUCUGGUGCAACAAGCAGCAAAUAUGUCGCCUAUUAUUUCUUCUCAAAGUGUAUCUUAAAUUGAAAGUUGUAUGUUCAUUCUAUAUACUUGGUUUACACUAGUUGUGCUUCCUUAUAUGUACCAAUUAAUUAUCUCAUAGCACUGGUACAUAAAAAAGUUCCUGUUUUUAAUGAAUAUAUAUAUCGUCCAUUAAUCAUUAA